UAAUAAAUGGGUAUUUGUAGGCUAUUCAUUUUAUUUUUAUUUUAGUGUUAGGCAUUUCAGACUUCAUUACCCACAAUCCUUUAAUGAUGACAGUCACGCUACCAUCGUGUGUGUGUUGUGUUGGGUUUAAAAUCACCACAGCAACGUGAGCUCGGGAGUGAAAACCGUAUUAAAACUUGUUAAUUUUGAACAACUAUUGUAUUUGCAUAUACAUAAAUAUAGUGUACAGUAACACUAAUAAUGAAAGCAAACGUGAAAUCUUCACCCUUACAUAAAAGCGUGCAACAGCCCAAGAUAAUUGGAGCAGACCGCGGGCCGAGGCCAGCAGAAGUUCCAGUGCUAAAGUUAGAGACCCUGCAAGACGCGGAGGAGGAGCAUCUUGCCAUAAUUCCAAAGAAUGCUGCUAUCAAGAUUGUCACAGGAGAUCUGUCAGCCAUGAGUUGGGGCUCUCCAACCUCCACACAGUCAAAGCAGAUGAAAGACUCAAUUAAAAAUCACGUGCCUGAUGUGGAUCAUGGAGAAUCACUACAGCUGAGCCACAGAGAUCUGGCACAGAGAAGUCCACUGUACAGUCACAAACCAAACCUGGAUUCAUCCACCUUCACCUCUAAAAACACAGCACAACCCAACUACAACCAGUCCAACACUGUACGGCCCAACAGCAAGAUGGUGGAUGCGGAGGGGCUUACUGAAGAGAGGAAACUGCAAGCAGUAAUUGAGCAGGUUAUGGUGGACCAGCUGUCGAGGGCUGUCAUUAGCGAUCCGGAACAGAAUGCUGUGUCUGUCAGUCCCACGAGUGUCCCACCACGCUACAGGAGAACUCUUCACCACACUAAGGUAAAAACUCGGAUGUCUUUAACGGAGAACACCUUAUCCAACAAGCUCUGUUUUCAAGCCAGGAUUUUAUCAAGGUGUGGACGUGAGGCUUGCCGAAAACUGAUUGGCUUCUUUUUCACAUAUGACCAAACACUGACUGUGUAUGAGUACCGAAAUUUUGGGAAAAACAGAUGGAACGCGUUGCCCUUUAUCGCUCGUGGUGUGUAUUUGAACAGAGGGAGGCCGUACAGCCUGCAGGACAUCUCACAGGGUGCUGAGCUUCAUUUCUGUACAGACGGCCCACACCUCCCCCAGAGUCUGAGACAGCAGCCGUGCCUGACCCUCAGAGUUACUGAUGUGGAUGACACAGCCAAGGGAGCCCUGCUAACUCAGUCUGGGGAAGAUCUACAUUAUCUCUCUGAAGAGGAAGUCAAUGAUCGAAACACUCUAAAGGCAAUUCAAGGUGCAGUGCGUGAUCGGCUGAGGGGACGUGCGAUACAAACCCUAAUCAAUCUAGGAAGAGACCUGCAGAACUUAGAUAUGAAGAUUGAUAGUGUUCAGCAAAAAGUGCUGCUCAGACAAUCUCUGAUAGAGCAACUGUGCCUUACUGAGCAGGACUUCGAGGCGGUGUGGAGGAUUGUGAGUCGGCGUGCAGAGAGGCGGGUGCACCCCGCUGAUGUGAUGCGUGCCGUUACCGGGGAGAUGAGUGAGAACAGAAAAGCCAUUUUCCUGAAGGUUUAUCUAAAGCUUGACCCAAAUAAAACUGGCUCCAUCUUCCUCAGCGAUAUUGAAAAAUUCUAUAGAGGCAAACAACAGUCUGACGCAGCACACGUUCACUUUACAGAUACACUCGAUGAGGCAAUGAGUAAAACAACCUCACAAGAGUAAUAUUGCUGCAUGGGCAACAUGGAUGACUGAUGUUUAUGAAGAUACUACUGAAUCAUUCUCAUUCGGACUAUUGACAGAAGCUGGUCCGAACCCUGACAUUCUGGCCUUCGUACGGGAAACAGGAAAGGUCACCAGGACUGUCUCCUAUGCUGAGUUUGAGGACUAUUAUGAGGGUCUAAGUAUUGAAAUCCCUGAUGACGAAGAAUACAUCAACAAUCUGAGAGCUACCUGGAGUAUCUGACACACUCUGCCUAGUUUACAGAAUGACACUUUCUGAAUAUAAAUAAAAUAUUGAGCUUUAAUGUACUGCA
Megalobrama amblycephala (Wuchang bream) is the source of this 2015-nucleotide messenger RNA. RefSeq names its product calcyphosine 2 (gene caps2). Bases 241 to 1704 code for a protein of 487 amino acids. The transcript has 16 exons. NCBI's taxonomy places the organism in Eukaryota, Metazoa, Chordata, Actinopteri, Cypriniformes, Xenocyprididae. The record is from RefSeq and is a predicted model, not a curated record.